AUGAUUUCUCUUGCAAAUUUCAAGGUAAGGCCUUGUGAAGACAACGUUAAGAAGAAUGUUUCCAUGCUCGUAAAACCAUUUUCCGGCGAACAAAGAAACCUUUAAGAAAUUGGAAUUAAGCGAUUUUUUUUAACUUGAUCUGACUUUGUUUUGCUCUUCCUUGAUUCCGCAAAGCAUUUUUUUUUCAUCUUGAUAUAUCUCCUAUGUAUUUUAGUUGUUACGAAGUUAUCGACGUCACGGGGUAUGAGCCAGAAGGGAAAUGAUCAUAAAACACAAUUUGAUGAAAGACAUAUUUGUUCCGUCUAAAAUCACCACCAGGCACUUUUUUAUUCUCUUUUUAGAAUCAGAUCAUGAUGAAAUCUACAGUUUUCAUCGUCUUUGUUUUGGCUUUUGGAAGUCUAGGUAAGAAAUGUUGAGAAAGUUAGCGUUUAUUUCAUUCCCUGCAAACGUUUCACUUCACUUGUCUGUUUUUCCAUCCCCCUUACUGUUUUAUACUCCAUCCUUCACUACCUUCUUCCUUCUUUGCAAGUUUCAUAUCUCUCUCGUUUCUGUGCUUCCUCUUCACUGCGUGUUUAUUUGAUAUUUCGCCUGUCUAUUAGUUUCCUUUAUCAUCUUCAGAUCUUACAGCUCGAUUGCCUAGAUUUUUCUCUGGUUACUUGAAUGCUUCCGUCGAUCAUUUGGUUUAGCAGUCCGCUCGUUAUUUUUUAAUACUUUGGUAUUACUUUGCAUAUGUGUUUGUUUACUUUAUUCCAAGCAAGAAUUGAAUAAGUUUUCCUGAUAUCCUGACUCUCCCUUCGAGUUUAUCUCAGUUAAAGGUUUAGUUUCCUAUAGCUUUUACACUUGUAACUCGGACUGCUGAGCAUCAAAGCCCCUCUGAGGUACGAAAAUAUGGUAUGAUUAUUGAACACUUUAAUUUCCGACGCUAGCAAUUGAAACCGAUAACGAUGAAUUUCUGUUCAUAAUAAUUUUUCAUCUUCUUGUCUUCAAGGAGUAGCUCUCAAGUGCCCCACUUGUUUCAGUCGUGAAAGUGGAAAACAAUGCGACGCAGUAGCCACAUUAAGGACGUGCACAGAACCCGACGCUGUUUGCGCUUUGUAUCAUUCUGAGUCCAGUUUUAAAGGCGGUGUUUACAUGAGAUAUUGUAGCACUUUAGACCGAGUUUUACCCUUGCAGGCCAUGUGCAACAAGCCGCCUUCAGAAGUUGAGGGGCUGGGCUUAGUAACGUGUCGUGCCGAGUGUGAAGGAUGUUCCUCCACUUUGGUUGUAUGA
This is a messenger RNA of Pocillopora meandrina, 1269 nucleotides long. Lineage: Eukaryota; Metazoa; Cnidaria; Anthozoa; Scleractinia; Pocilloporidae. The record is from the annotation of a GenBank genome assembly.